Messenger RNA from Mesorhabditis spiculigera, 1377 nucleotides. Lineage: Eukaryota; Metazoa; Nematoda; Chromadorea; Rhabditida; Rhabditidae. The record is from the annotation of a GenBank genome assembly.
AUGUCGGCCGCCGUAAUGCUAGGCGGCGCUGUGAUGACGAUCCCAAAUUGCUUGGCCUAUCGAUUGUACCUGCUGACAGGGGAGCAUGUUUUCGGAUUCCAAGUCAGCCCCGGUUUAUUUCACUUCCUACAAAUCGCCAACUACGCGGUCGGCAUCCCAGCCAUUUAUUUUUUGUACAACGCACAAGUUCCGAUGCCCUUGAUACCGCCUGAUAAGGAUCCUCUGCUUUUAAACCCAAGCGUCGGCUACUACAGCGCAAAACUACACCCGGAAUUUGCCAUCGGCAUUGGAUGUGCCCUCCCGUUUAUUGGACAUGCUGCCCUCAUUGCCUUAAUAUCAACAUUAAAAAUAUUCCGCUUUCUCCGUGCUUCGCCCAAGGUCUCCAAAAAAAACGCAAGUUUUACAUCGUCGGGCUGUGCUAUCUUGUCUGUUGAUGUCUCUCCCUCCAAUGACCAUCGUCGCGAUACCGACUUGGAUUGCCCUAUACGGUAUAGCAGCGGCCUAUUUCGGAUUCGAUCAGCCGUAUGCCUUAAUCAAUCAAAUGAUAUCCACACGUUUGCUAUUCUGACCGAGACCUGGCUUGUCUACACGGAAUUGACCGGGCUACUGCCGGAAAUGGCACUGUAUAGCGGAGGAUAUCUAGCGACGCUUGGCAUCUCCGGGCAUUACGCCAUAGUCUCGGCUGCGAUAAUGACGGGCGGCGCUUCGAUGACGAUCCCGAAUUGCUUAGCCUAUCGAUUGUAUCUGCUGACACAGCAGCAUAUUUUCGGAUUCCAAGUGAGCCCGGGUUUAUUUCACUUCCUCCAACUUGCCAAUUAUGCGCUCGGCAUCCCAGCCAUAUAUUUUUUAUACAAUGGACAAGUUCCGAAGGCUUUGAUACCUCUUGAUAAGGAUCCUCUGCUUCUAAACCCAAGCGUUGGCUACUACAACGCGAAACUCAAUGCGAAAUGUGCCAUCGGAAUUGGAUGUAGCCUACUGUUUGUUGGAUGUAUUGCCCUCAUUGCCUCAAUAUCACUAAUCAAAAUAUUCCGCUUUCUCCGCACUUCGCCCAAGGUCUCCAAACGAACGCGAGCUUUGCACCGUCGGGCCGUGCACUCUUGUCUGUUGUUGUCUCUCCCUCCGAUGACAAUGGCCGCGAUACCAGCGUAUGUUGCACUAUACGCUGUAGCAGCAGCAUAUUUGGAAUUCGACCAGUCUUAUGCCUUAAUAAACCAUGUGAUAGUACCGCUAUAUCUUGGCGUUUCCAUACCGUUGAUGGCUAAUACUCUAUACAGUGCACUUUGGCAUAAGAGAUCGUCCAUCGGGAAUUUGAUCCAGGUUGAGAAGACGAGGAUUACGGAAAAACUUACUUUCAUGUGGAUGAGAAGACCGAAAUCC